CCAUUAUCAUUAAUACCUUUCAUCUAUAUUCCCCUCUUCCUCUUUCUCUUCUUCUUCUUCGUCUUCCUCCUCCUCCUCAUCAAGCCAUGUAACAAUCAUCAACAUCCAUCACCAUCCAUCAUCAUCCAUCAUCAUCAUCAUCCAAAAAUCAAUAUGGCUACGAGCACAAGAAACACCAGAGGGAAAGAAGUGGCUGAAGGGUCAUCGCCACAGCCACUGAGCCGCUACGAGUCGCAGAAAAGGCGAGACUGGAACACGUUUUGCCAGUACCUGAGGAACCAGAGACCGCCUGUGCACAUCUCGCAGUGCAACACGAACAACAUACUCGAUUUCCUUCGCUACCUCGACCAGUUCGGCAAGACCAAAGUCCAUCUUCAGGGAUGCGUCUUCUUCGGACAGCCCGACCCUUCAGGACAGUGUAACUGUCCCUUGAGACAAGCUUGGGGAAGCUUAGAUGCUUUGAUCGGACGGCUGAGAGCUGCUUACGAAGAGAACGGCGGUUUGCCGGAGAGAAACCCUUUCGCCGGCGGUGGGAUUAGGGUUUACCUGAGGGAGGUUAGGGAUUCUCAGGCCAAGGCAAGAGGUGUUCCGUACAAGAAGAAGAAGAAGAGGAGGAACCCAGCGAAGGGCACUGCCACUGUUACUGCUACUCACGCCGGAACUGGAACUAGUAGUAGUACCACUUCGAACUUGCCUACUGCUUAGCAAGGAAGGGGACAAAAAAAGGGGGAUUUAUGGGUAUAUAUAUGUUGAAUCUACAGGUUCCGUAUAAAUGAUAUAUAUAUACAGGCGAAAGUAUAAAAUCAUGUACUGUUCGAUGAGUGAAGACCGAUAGAUAGAUGCGCGUGAAACUUUGCAGGAUCUGCUACUGAUUUGGGCAUCCAUAUAUCAUCCUUACAUCGAAUAGAGUCAGUACUUCUCUUUCUUCCAAUAAAUUUGUCAAUGUGCUUUAUUAGUUUCUUCAUAUGUGUAUGUAUAUCAUUUUACAGAUGAAUAUCGGUCCAGAUAUGAUAUUUCGAUCGGUUCAUAUA
Tarenaya hassleriana is the source of this 1031-nucleotide messenger RNA. RefSeq names its product protein LIGHT-DEPENDENT SHORT HYPOCOTYLS 7. The transcript has 2 exons. The record is from RefSeq and is a predicted model, not a curated record. Gene Ontology annotation, cellular component: nucleus. Gene Ontology annotation, biological process: response to light stimulus; mRNA transcription. The coding region runs from base 154 to 705 and encodes 183 amino acids. NCBI's taxonomy places the organism in Eukaryota, Viridiplantae, Streptophyta, Magnoliopsida, Brassicales, Cleomaceae.